GCCUGCGCGCCGCACUUCCCCUCGCCGGGGGCGGCCGGCACCGCGCGGGAGCCGGAGCCAGCCUCUCCGCCAGCACCGCGGCGGGGUCGCCGCCACCCACGCGCUGAUGGAGAAGCCGAAGCUUAGCAAGAUUAAGUAGCUUGCCAAAGGCCACGGUUAAUAAGAGGAUGGCUGUUCCAUAAGAUCAAGACUGAGUCCCCUCCCUUCUCCCACUUUACCAAUGCCUGGUCUCAUGGGGUUAGUUUUGAGCCCAACACUAUGGCAUCAUCAACCUCCUCAGCUCCUCGCUCCCGGUCCAGGAAGCCUCUGGGCAAGAUGGCUGACUGGUUCAGGCAGGCCCUGUCGAAGAAGCCCAAGAAGAUACUGGAAUCCUCAGACGGCCCCUCCAGUGACGUCUCACAGCCGAGCUCCCAGGACCACCCCCCACGCCUGGGCCUCAGCUCAACCUCGUCUCCAACACACGUGGUCGCCAGCAGCAGCGGCCGCUGGAGCAAGGACUACGAUGUCUGUGUGUGCCACAGCGAGGAGGACCUGGCAGCCGCCCAGGAGCUGGUCUCCUACCUGGAAGGCAGCACCGCCAGCCUGCGCUGCUUCCUGCAGCUGCGGGAUGCAACCCCAGGCGGCGCCAUCGUGUCCGAGCUGUGCCAGGCACUGAGCAACAGUCACUGCCGCGUGCUGCUCAUCACCCCAGGCUUCCUGCAGGACCCGUGGUGCAAGUACCAGAUGCUGCAGGCCCUGAGUGAGGCUCCCGGGGCGGAGGGCCGCACCAUCCCCCUGAUGUCAGGCCUCGCCAGAGCCGCCUACCCCGCUGAGCUCCGGUUCAUGUACUUCGUGGACGGCCGGGGCCCCGACGGUGGCUUUCGCCAAGUCAAGGAAGCUGUCAUGCGUUGUAAGCUAUUAGGGAUCUGCAGACCAUCAGCUGACACUUCUAUCACCACGGGACCCAGAAAGUUGGAGCAAAGCCGGAAAUCGAGUUAGAGAGCCCAGGGUCUCACAGGGUCUUGGAUUCCGGCAGCUGUGACGAGGUGUAAGGCACCAGUCUGUGGCACUUUGUAUGUGAUCCUGGGCUCAGAUUGCCCAUCAGGCACCCAUUACCGGGGACUCCCCCACGAAGGCCAUGGGGAAGCUGGGGACUCCCCCUGAGGAAGGCAUGAGGAAACUGGGGACUCCCCAGGAAGGCCAUGGGGAAGCCAGAAAUUGUAGGUGGUGGGAGGUGCUGAUACCACGAUGAUCACCAGUGUUUUGCCUCCGGCCCAACUGGACACAUGAAGCCCCGGCACAUGCCUACAUCUUCCCCUGGAAAGGUCACUAACCUGAUUCAUGGGCUAGAAGCCUACACCGCAUGCUUCAGAGGGGAUGGUGUCCCCAGUUGCCUGGCAUCAGGAGAAAGCAACAGGUACCGAUCCUUCACACUCACACUACUGCCCUUCUCUUUCCCAGGGACGUUGUUCACUUCAGAAAUCUACACGAAAGAUGCAUUCAGCGCUGUCCUGAAUUUUUAUUGCACGUGUCAUUAAGACACAUCUAGAAACCAUUCUGAAUAGACAGGAGGUGGCAGGGAGCAGCAGGGGUGGAGGCAAGGAGAAGCUCAGACCCUGCACCUGGGUCAGAAGCCCACCCACCGAUGCUCUGACUCAUGGGGGCCUCAUCAAAGGUCUGACUAGAAGCCAAGCUUUUACAAGCUUCUUAACAUCUGCACUGAGAGAGAUGAGCUGUCUUCUUCUGGCAGAUGACUGUGGGCCUUGUAGGACAAGGUUUCAUUCACCUGUUCUCAAUAAGUCUGUUGUUGAACCGAAAUGAAUUUCGAAUACAUCCCCUGAUGUGUACUUUUGUGCCACUUCUCUCACUUC
Lynx canadensis (Canada lynx) is the source of this 1850-nucleotide messenger RNA. RefSeq names its product TIR domain containing adaptor protein (gene TIRAP). The coding region runs from base 259 to 978 and encodes 239 amino acids. Gene Ontology annotation, biological process: signal transduction. The record is from RefSeq and is a predicted model, not a curated record. Lineage: Eukaryota; Metazoa; Chordata; Mammalia; Carnivora; Felidae. The transcript has 5 exons.